CCAGCCCUCCUCCCUUCACCCUGGAAAUCCAGACACCCCCACCCCCACCCUCAGAUAGCUUUAAGAUAAUUUCUUUAUUCGUUUGCCCGACAGACCAUGGCUCCCUUUGGAAGAAACUUGCUAAAGACUCGGCAUAAAAACAGAUCUUCAACUAAAGACAUGGAUUCAGAAGAGAAGGAAAUUGUGGUUUGGGUUUGCCAAGAAGAGAAGAUUGUCUGUGGGCUGACUAAACGCACCACCUCUGCUGAUGUCAUCCAGGCUUUGCUUGAGGAACAUGAGGCUAAGUUUGGAGAGAAACGAUUUCUUCUGGGGAAGCCCAGUGAUUACUGCAUCGUAGAGAAGUGGAGAGGCUCCGAACGGGUUCUUCCUCCACUAACUAGAAUCCUGAAGCUUUGGAAAGCGUGGGGAGAUGAGCAGCCCAAUAUGCAAUUUGUUUUGGUUAAAGCAGAUGCUUUUCUUCCAGUUCCUUUGUGGCGGACAGCUGAAGCCAAAUUAGUGCAAAACACAGAAAACCUGUGGGAGCUCAGCCCAGCAAACUACAUGAAGACAUUACCACCAGAUAAACAAAAAAGAAUAGUCAGAAAAACUUUCCGCAAACUGGCUAAAAUUAAGCAGGACACAGUUUCUCAUGAUCGAGAUAAUAUGGAGACGUUAGUUCAUCUGAUCAUUUCCCAGGACCAUACUAUUCAUCAGCAAGUCAAGAGAAUGAAAGAGCUGGAUCUGGAAAUUGAAAAGUGUGAAGCUAAAUUCCAUCUUGAUCGAGUAGAAAAUGAUGGGGAAAACUAUGUUCAGGAUGCGUAUUUAAUGCCCAGUUUCAGUGAAGUUCAGCAAAAUCUAGACUUGCAGUAUGAGGAAAACCAGACUCUGGAGGACCUGAGCGAAAGUGAUGGAAUUGAACAGCUGGAAGAACGACUAAAACAUUACCGAAUACUCAUUGAUAAGCUCUCUGCUGAAAUAGAAAAGGAGGUAAAAAGUGUUUGCAUUGAUAUAAAUGAAGAUGCAGAAGGGGAAGCUGCAAGUGAACUGGAAAGCUCUAAUUUAGAGAGUGUUAAGUGUGAUUUGGAGAAAAGCAUGAAAGCUGGUUUGAAAAUUCACUCUCAUUUGAGUGGCAUCCAGAAAGAGAUUAAAUACAGUGACUCAUUGCUUCAGAUGAAAGCAAAAGAAUAUGAACUCCUGGCCAAGGAAUUCAAUUCACUUCACAUUAGCAACAAAGAUGAGUGCCAGUUGAAGGAAAACAGAGCGAAGGAAUCUGAGGUUCCCAGUAGCAAUGGGGAGAUUCUUCCCUUUACUCAAAGAGUAUUUAGCAAUUACACAAAUGACACAGACUCGGACACUGGUAUCAGUUCUAACCACAGUCAGGACUCUGAAACAACCGUAGGAGAUGUGGUGCUGUUGUCAACAUAG
Messenger RNA from Symphalangus syndactylus (siamang), 1404 nucleotides. It is a transcript of the gene RASSF9, whose product is annotated as Ras association domain family member 9. The record is from RefSeq and is a predicted model, not a curated record. Gene Ontology annotation, cellular component: cytosol; recycling endosome; trans-Golgi network transport vesicle membrane. Gene Ontology annotation, biological process: intracellular transport; signal transduction. NCBI's taxonomy places the organism in Eukaryota, Metazoa, Chordata, Mammalia, Primates, Hylobatidae.